AUGUCUUGCUUCUCACUCGCGGACAUCCAGCAGGCCACCAACUUCUUCUCGAAGGUCAACCUGAUUGAGUCAGAUCCUAGACAAGUGCUUCCCUCUAUCCACCCUCACCCCUCCCUCCAUUGUCCACCACCCCUUCUCCACCACCCCCUUUCCCCCCCCUCCCUCUCCUCCCCCAGCGUGCAAGCAGUGGCAGACUUGUCACGGCUGAAGCACCCAGCACUGGUGCCGCUGCUGGGGUACUGCAUUGACUACAAUGAGGAGACCCUGCAGAUGGAGCAAAUCAUCGUGUCUCAGUUCAUGCCCAACGGGGAUCUCUCCCAGUGGACCAUGCCAGGGGCCAAGCCCAUGUCGCUGCGUGUGAGGCUGGCGGUGCUGGUGGACGUGGCGGACGGGCUGAGCUUCCUCCACAACCGUCGGAUCGCGCACCGCGAUGUGAAGCCGGCCAACGUGCUGCUGGAUGCAGACAUGCGGACCCGCCUUGCCACCACCGCCACCGAUGUAUACAGUUUUGGAGUGCUACUGCUGGAGAUGCUGACCGGUAGGGAGCCAAUGCUGUCAAUCGAUGGCUCACAGUCACACAUCCGGGACUGGGCGGCUGCCGAGCUCUCCAGUGGUGACAUCAGCUCUAUUAUAGACCCUCGGAUGGUCUCCCCUGCAGCAUCUGGUGCCAGCAUUGUGCAUGCUGAUGUCAUGAAGAGCCUUGCAUCCCUGGCACUGGCAUGCACGGCCAUGCCUGCUGCCUCUCGUCCCCCCAUGGCCAAAUUGCACUCACAGCUGAAGCAGCUGCACGAGGAGGUGGUGAGGCGGGAGGGGGAGAGCAUAUCGCAGCAAGGGAGUGGGCUGGGGGGGCUGGGAACGGGGGGAGGGAGUUGGCUGCAGAGGGAUAACCGUGUGUGCCCUGCAGCUGAGUCUGCGGUAAGGAGUGUGAGUGUGGUGAGGGGAACGACGGAUGACGAAGGCAGUUCUGAAGAGGAUGAGAGCUUGACUGUUGGGGAGGGGACAAGUGGAGAAGCAAGUAGGAGCACGGGUGAUGACCACAACUGA
Closterium sp. NIES-65 is the source of this 1044-nucleotide messenger RNA. The record is from the annotation of a GenBank genome assembly. NCBI's taxonomy places the organism in Eukaryota, Viridiplantae, Streptophyta, Zygnematophyceae, Desmidiales, Closteriaceae.